Molecule: messenger RNA, 5944 nt
Organism: Athalia rosae (coleseed sawfly)
Lineage: Eukaryota; Metazoa; Arthropoda; Insecta; Hymenoptera; Athaliidae
Gene: Tlk
Product: serine/threonine-protein kinase tousled-like 2
Exons: 17
Coding region: 1678-4269 (863 amino acids)
Biological process (GO): peptidyl-serine phosphorylation; intracellular signal transduction; chromosome segregation
Cellular component (GO): nucleus
Molecular function (GO): ATP binding; protein serine/threonine kinase activity
Source: RefSeq, a predicted model, not a curated record
ACUCGUCAUCGUUUCCCCUCCGAAGGUCAGUCUGUGGACCAGUGCCCUGCCAUGAUGACAUUUGGUGACCGACUACCGUUGAUUGGCCAUAGAAUUGCUGGAUGAGCCAAUAGAGGGCUGGACGACCUAGGAACUUUAAUUAUUAACCACCGAAUCGCGCAUUCACACCUUGCACUCAAAACAGAACGCGAUCAACGGACCUUGAGAUGCACGCCUCGUUUUACGACCCUUGACAGUUGGCAGUUGGCGUGUGCAUCCAUUUAUGAUAGGCGCACGUGUGGACUGUCGAUUUUGAAAGGACGACGAUGUACGUCAAAGUUCGUAAAUCCGUGCGCCUGAUCAUCCCCUAAAUCGUCCAUUACCUUCGAACAUCCACUCGAUAACACCCAGAGGGACCGAGGAGAGGCUCGCCAACAAACGGACAGGAGAAACAACGAUUACAAAAGAGAAAAAGGAAGAGGAAGGAAAAAUAGGUAUAUACCAAAAGGAAGCCGCCAACUAGUCGGUUGCACGAGGAAGAAGCUCCGAUUAGUCGACGCGAUUAUCAUUGUCGAAUAUAUGAAUAGAGAAAACAAGUCAAUAAGGAAAGAGAUCGAAUUAGGAAAGGAGGUAAUCAAGUGGAUUAACGUAAAGUGAUAAAGACGAAGGAAAAAGAAGAUCGGAUUGAAGCGGCUUAAGAAUACGGAAAGGAAAAAAUUAGGCGACGUCUGACUUGGGGUGGUUGAAGCGUACUUCAGUUUUCAUUGCCAUUCCUUUGGGUCGUCGUGCCAUUAUGUCAACUUUCGUUUCUUUAACGUGGCCAGCGGAUAUCCCCGGCUACGCGAUGUUCGCAACGCGCGAUCCGUCCAAAAAUUCCUAUUGAUCGUUCGAUAACCUCAAACUCUGAAACGAAUCUCGUUGCCAAACGACUAAAGCUGAAGCUACGUACUUCGGACGAACGGAGGGACGGCAGUCGGUCUCUCAACUCUCGGGUUCGUCGGUAAAAGUCUUCGAAAGUAUUAAUUAGGCACGAAUAACGGCUGCUGCACCGAUUCCAUAAAGAAAGAAAGGAGAAAAAAAGAAAACUUCAUCUCUCAAUCAGUGCUCGAUAUACUUGACAUUUUAACCAGCCCCCGCACUCCAUAGUGAUCAGAUUUACUCGAUACGUGGAGCGACUUCCUCGCCGAAGAACCACCGACCUUCAAAUACAAAAAGGUACAGAGAUCCUUCGAAAUACGACCGAGAUAUUCGCUUACGACUCAUAACCUCAUUUUGCCUGACUAAUUCCAUUCUUCCGCUGUUUCCGGAUUAUUUUUAUUUCAUUUUUUUUUUUCAACGUUUAUUUCUGACCUCCUGUUAUUUGUGCCGGUUAUCUCGGUUCGGCCUUACUACUACGAAAAUUUAGUGAAAGAAGAAAGUGAUUUCUAUCCUAAGUUUACCAAAGUGAUAAUAACAAAUUAGUGCACAUCGAUGAUAAUUGUUACUUGUCGUGGGACAAGAGGUGUUGUGAAAUAGAAAAAGAUACGAGGUGUCCAACUCAACUAAUUUAAAAAUGAUCGUCACCAGUCUUUGGUUGAGUAAAAGUGUCCUCCAGGUGUACUCGCAAGCGGAGAAAUCAGCCAGUGUUGUGAUAUAGGGUCGUACCUUUGGAUAUUGGUGGUGUAACCCGGUGCCAGAUUUGCAGAUGGAUAAACAGGGAUGACUGAUAACUGCUGGAACUCUGGUGGUGGCGCUGGAGUCAAGAUGGAGCACUUUCAAGCUGCCCUGGACCCCAGGAAGCAGGAAUUGCUGGAGGCUCGUUUCCUCGGAGCAAGGGGUGGUCCGAACAACAACGCGCCUGCUAAAAAUGCUGUUAACAGCACGCAAUCAUCGUCCGCGGUUGCGAAUCCUGGCAGGUGCGGACAGCCCACUGCCCUGGGAAUAGAUUGGACACGACGCGACAAUGCCCCUGCUCGUGACCACAGGAACUCGUCCUCUUCCACGAGUCAAGUCCAGGGUCAGCUUUCUCAGAUGUCUGCUGGAUCACAAAUUCAGAUGGCACCCCAAUCAACUGUAAACUCUGGUCAGUCGGUACAUAGUCAAGACUCGAAUAUGAGCACCGGCUCGUCGCAUAGUGACAAGGAGGUGGACCCAAACACGCCUGAGAAGGUGCCGAGGACUCCUUCGGAAAGGAAAAGAAAGCGCAAGGUAGAUGACGGGGUCGGGGGGGUGCCAGGGGGACCUGUGGGGGGCAAGGGGGCUCGAUCGGCCGCUGCCAUGGAAAACAAGAAGAUCAACGAGUACUUUGUCAAGCACCAUCCAGGCAAUAGCCCCAUUCGAUUAGCUGGAGCUAAGAGCCCCUCCCCCCAACAAGGAUACCCCAUGUACCCACCAUCGCCACAGCAAUUGUUGUCACCACAAGUAACGACACCAAAUUCUUCGGUGGCGGAAUUUUCUUCGUUGAUGCAGCCACCGCGACCCCAUCCACAGCCUCCACCUCCCCCUCCACCGGCCUCUACACAGCCUGCGAGCUCGAUGGUCAGCAAGCAGGUGCAGGUAAGGCCUACCAACCUCCCUAGGACAAGCCAGGUCAGGCAAGCGAAGACUAACACCCCAAAUACGGAGCUUACUUGCCAGAGGAUACAAGAAUUUGAAACACAAGCCUCUUCAGAUUUGGAACUACGUAAUAAUAAAAUUGACGAAUUGAACCGAACAACAGAGGAGCUUAGGCAUCAAAUGGCUAAUCAGCAAAAGGUGAUCGAGCAGCACAAAUCACAUAUAAAUAAGUGUAUAGACGUUGUAAAGAAGUUAUUAAAAGAAAAAUCAAACAUAGAAAAAAAGGAAGCUAGACAAAAGUGCAUGCAAAAUAGACUGAGGCUGGGUCAGUUUGUGACUCAGAGGGUAGGAGCUACUUUUCAAGAAAAUUGGACCGACGGAUACGCGUUCCAAGAAUUGGCGCGGCGGCAGGAAGAAAUAACGACGGAACGAGAAGAAAUUGAUAGACAGAAAAAAUUACUUCUCAAAAAAAGGCCGUCUAAUAGUGAGACGGGUCGAAAACGUAGCCAACCUCAACCGUCAUUGCAUAAUGGUACCGAAGCUACUUUUCUCAAACCUGACGCAGUUCCGGGUUCUUAUACAUGGCAGGAAUACUACGAAGCUGAUGAAAUACUAAAGUUGAGACAAAGCGCGUUGAAGAAAGAAGAUGCAGAUCUGCAACUUGAAAUGGAAAAACUUGAGAGGGAACGCAACUUACACAUUAGAGAACUGAAACGUAUACACAACGAGGACCAAUCACGCUUCAACUCUCAUCCUGUGCUCAACGAGCGAUACCUUUUACUCAUGCUCUUAGGAAAGGGAGGUUUCAGCGAAGUGCAUAAGGCAUUUGAUCUAAAAGAACAACGCUAUGUAGCCUGCAAGGUACAUCAACUUAAUAAAGACUGGAAAGAAGAUAAAAAAGCCAAUUAUAUCAAGCACGCACUACGGGAAUAUAAUAUUCACAAGUCGCUAGAUCAUCCCAGAGUUGUAAAACUAUACGAUGUCUUUGAAAUUGACGCUAAUUCGUUCUGUACAGUUUUGGAGUAUUGCGAUGGUCACGAUUUAGAUUUCUACCUCAAACAGCAUAAAACUAUACCGGAGAGGGAAGCGAGAUCAAUCGUGAUGCAGGUCGUAUCUGCUCUCAAGUAUCUUAACGAAAUAAAACCACCCGUCAUUCACUACGAUUUGAAACCAGGUAAUAUUUUGUUAACCGAAGGAAAUGUCUGUGGUGAAAUUAAAAUCACAGAUUUUGGAUUAAGUAAAGUUAUGGACGAAGAAAAUUACAAUCCAGAUCAUGGAAUGGAUCUAACUUCACAAGGAGCUGGUACCUACUGGUACCUCCCACCGGAGUGUUUCGUUGUUGGGAAAAAUCCACCAAAAAUAUCAUCGAAGGUUGAUGUCUGGAGUGUUGGCGUUAUAUUCUAUCAAUGUCUCUAUGGCAAAAAGCCAUUUGGUCAUAAUCAGUCGCAGGCAACAAUCUUAGAGGAAAAUACAAUACUAAAGGCAACAGAGGUUCAGUUCGCCAACAAACCAACAGUGAGCAACGAAGCUAAGAGCUUUAUUCGAAGCUGUUUAGCGUAUAGGAAAGAGGAGCGUAUAGACGUGCUGACGUUGGCCCGACACGAAUACCUACAGCCUCCGGUGCCAAAGCAUAACCGUCAGGCUAACAGCCAGCAGCAGCAGCAACAACAGCAGCAACAAAUCCAGCAGCAGCAACAGCAAACGUCGUUUACCACUGGAAUGUUCAGUGGUAUGAAUGCGUCUAGCAGUUCGUAGUGGGAAUAGACUUGAAACGAUACCUCGGGUAUAAUCAAUACAUGCCAAAUCCUAAAUGACGAACUGCACGAGACCGCUUCACCUGGAUACGAUAGCGUCGUUCCCUGUAAAGGUAAAUUGUGUAAAUAUUGAGAAACUGCUGUACCGUUUUAGCAACCUACCUGGAUGAAGAAGAAUCUAGGAGGAAGUAGUUGCCAAAAUAUCGUGCUGCGGUCGUUGCGAGUCUAGGAGCUUGAAUCUAUUUACAACCGAGCCAUGCUACUUUAUUCAUCAUGACGACACGUGUUCGUAAAUAUUCAAUUGUAUUAUUGUUCCUUGUAAUCGAUGAACAGCGGGCUGACUGAAAUAGUGUUAAAAGAAGAAAAAAGCAGAGGAAAAUGAAAAAUAAUGAAAGAAGAGGAAUGAAAAUGAUAAAAGAGAAACAGAUAAAUAUGUGAUAAGUCAUUGUGAAUUAAAAAGUGUAGUUGACUAAAAAAUAAUAAUAAUAAUGAUAAUUCAAAGGAGAAAAUCCAGUGGAAGUGCUACUCGGUGAAGAAAAUACAGAGAGACGCGUGAAGCUUUUUGGGGGUAAAAGACAAGAAAAAAAUUAAUAAUGGUUAAAAAUAAUACAGAGUACCGAAGGAGCAAAGACUCUGCCUAAUGGAACGGUUCCUCUCUUCUGACUUUAUGUAUGCGUGAAUGUGUGACGAAAGAUUGUUAGCUAAGAGUGCGUGUAUAUAUUUAUACUAUAUAUAUAUUUAUAUAUAUAUGCUAAUAAAUAUAAUAUGCAUAUAUAUAUGGUGUAAAAAAACAAAAGAAAAAAAAGGACGGACAGCAUCGACAACUGUGGUGGCUCUAUCCUCGCAUGACCGCCGUGCAGUCAAGUAUUCCAUGAAUAUUUGACCGCACUUCAUGUUACUUUAUUCAAAUAUUAAUAUUAUUACUUAUAUCAUGAAUAAUAACGAUUAACACACACGUGGAGAGUUGGUUGGUUGUGUUCCUAUUCUGGAGAAACGAUGGGGCUCUUAGCUACAGGAUUAGCUCGGGUUGAAAGAAGAUACAAUUGAUUUCAUGCUCCCAAUGUGAAAAAGAAACAAAUAACAACCCCGACAACCAUUAUCCCUUUCCUUGCGUUGAAGCGUGAGAAAGUCAAGCAUCUCUCAUAUCUGCCGCAUCUUUUUCCUUGGAUGAAUUCACCUCGCCUCAUGUCACUUCACUUCAAUCAAACUCAAACCAACUUGACUCAACUCAACUCACCUCACCCCCCACCUGCCGUCUCUACCCAAAUCUACCGAAGACGAUGAGGGAGGGAUUCCUUCACUCGCUUCGUUAUAGUCAUUUUCGUGCUGAACAGAUUCAUAUAAUCGGGCGUUUAAAUUUUAAAGUAAGCAUCGUAAUUAUAUACCAACCCAAUCAUUAUAGUUUCUUUACUUAUAAUUUGUUUUAUAUAUGUACGUUAUAUAUAGAUAAUUAUGAAAUAGGAGACUAAGUUAUUUUAUCAAGUGCCCUUGCUUUGUAUUAUAGUCGCGUCUGUCGACAAAUCGCAGCUUUUGGGAGUACUAGAGAGAAGAAGAUGAAGAAGUUGUUAAAAUGUUGUAAACUUGUUGGUAAGAUGUAGGCACAGCGGCGAUGUCUCGCUACCAACAUGAUUGUCAAAGUGUGGUCAGAGGAGAAUACAUUACAAGUCUGAACAGUG